AUGGGCUCUCGUAUCGCAGCAUGGCAAGCAUUUCUGGGCUGUCUGGCUUUCUUGCUGAUGACCUUCAUUCCGGACUGCGAGGCGCACAAUGAAGCACUGCAGCAGAGCAACGAGUACAACUAUGGUGUCCUGGGUCCUUAUGUCACCAACUCGUUUGUCUCGACCGAUGUCACAGCACCUAAGCUGAAUUUUAUGAAACCUUUCACGGCGUGCGACGAUGGUUCAUACAUUUUUCUGGCACCCAGAGGCGAAACGGCCAAUUCCUCGGUUUGCAUUCUGGACGCCACUGGUAGCUUGAUCUGGACGACGCAUCAGUAUCAUGGCCAGGCGUACAAUCUGCAAGCACAGACAUACAAAGGCGAGCAGUACUUGACAUUCUGGGCGGGCGAUAACUCUGUUGGGGGGCAUGGUGUUGGACAGUAUUACAUGCUUGAUAAGCAUUACCACAUUUAUCGCUCGAUCAUCGCAGCGAACGAUCUACCAACAGAUCUACACGCCUUCACCAUUACAGCGGAUGACACGGCCCUGCUCUCCGUGUACAAAGUCACCCAGGUGGACCUUUCCACAGUACCGGCGUACAUAGAGCCCAGCAACCAUCCAGCGCCUGCCCAACCUGCCCGGGUGCCUCCACCACUUGGUCCACCGGAUGGAUGGAUAUGGGAGUCCAUGUUCCAAGAGAUAGACAUCGAGACCGGCGAGCUGCUAUUCGAAUGGCGAGCGAGUGAGCACUUCGAGUACACAGCCAGCUAUGAUCCCAUGAAGAGCGCGACGGAGGAGGAGAGCUGGGAUUGGUUCCACAUCAACAGCGUGGAGAAAGAUAACAGAGGCAACUACCUCAUCUCUGCCCGUCAUCUGCGAACAAUUGCAUAUAUCGACGGCAAGACCGGUGACGUGCUUUGGCAGCUGGGAGGAAGGAGUAACAGCUUCGCCGAUCUGUCCUUUGGCAUGGCGACAAAGUUCAUCGGCCAGCACGAUGCACACUGGGUGCCCAACAGCAACUACACUUCCCUAUCUUUCUUCGACAACCGAGCCGACUGGUCUUACCAUACCGAGAAGCGAUCAUACGGUAUUCGCAUAGAUCUGGACCUCGAUGCCAUGACUGCCAAAGUUGGACAGCGAUUCUUACACGAUCCAAACGUGUAUAGUGUUUCGCAAGGCUCAUACCAAACACUUCCGAACGGCAAUGUUCUAAUAGGAUAUGGCAACAAUGGAGUCGUGACCGAGUACUCGCCGGAUGGAACUGUGCUCUGCGAUGCGUACUUUGAGCCAUCUAAGAGAUGGACUAGUGGCGAUGUGCAGAGCUAUCGGAAUCUCAAGUUCAACUGGACUGGUAUGCCAACCACGCAGCCGAAAGUGGCGAUCCAGGAUGGCAUAUUCUACAUCUCGUGGCUUGGUUCGACAGAGACCACGGAAUGGCUGAUCCAGCACUCGUCACUCGAUAACGAGACUUUCCACGAACUGGUCCAAGUACGCCGAGAUGGUUUCGAGACAGCAGUAGACUUGACAGCCGGCAUGCUCGUGCGACAGUACGUACAAGCGACAGCACUCGAUGCGAGAGGCCGACCACUAGCGAUCUCCGACGCCAUCGAUAUUGGUUACGUAGCAACAGUCCCAUCGGACGAACCCUUGGACAUGACCCUUCCCGACAGUCCUUACGACGACCUAGAAGACGACGAAGAGGCCGACGGAACAGAAGAAAUGGACGAUACGUUUGAAGACCUGCAAGUCCUCCUCAUGUGGAUGGUGUUGGCACUCGGCAGCUCCUUACUAGCGUUAUGGGCGUGUCGUGGUUUGAGAAAGCGGCGGACAGUGGUGAUCGACAAUGAAUAUGUGAGUAAGCGGGACGAUGACUUGCCGUAUCGUGAGCAGCUACGACAAGUUUGGUCGGAUCCCUGGGCAUUAUGGGCCCGGAUGAUGGGGAGGAGGAGUACGCCGUAUCGGCGGCUAGUGCAUGAUGCGAGGAGUGAAGGCGGGCGGAGUAGUGAGGGCGACUAUGCCUUGCGAUGA
Recurvomyces mirabilis is the source of this 2007-nucleotide messenger RNA. RefSeq lists its product as uncharacterized. The transcript is spliced from 2 exons. Lineage: Eukaryota; Fungi; Ascomycota; Dothideomycetes; Mycosphaerellales; Teratosphaeriaceae. The record is from RefSeq and is a predicted model, not a curated record. Bases 1 to 2007 code for a protein of 668 amino acids.